Ceratitis capitata (Mediterranean fruit fly) is the source of this 2444-nucleotide messenger RNA. RefSeq names its product diuretic hormone receptor (gene Dh44-R1). The record is from RefSeq and is a predicted model, not a curated record. Gene Ontology annotation, biological process: cell surface receptor signaling pathway; adenylate cyclase-modulating G protein-coupled receptor signaling pathway. Bases 829 to 2385 code for a protein of 518 amino acids. The transcript is spliced from 14 exons. Gene Ontology annotation, molecular function: peptide hormone binding; G protein-coupled peptide receptor activity; diuretic hormone receptor activity. Lineage: Eukaryota; Metazoa; Arthropoda; Insecta; Diptera; Tephritidae. Gene Ontology annotation, cellular component: plasma membrane.
UGCGCAAUAUAUUGUUUAUUAAUGCGUAAUGCGAAAUCAAGAAAUUAAAUAUAUAUGAAAUAUUGCUAAUAAGCAUCAAUUACAAUGAUUUUUAUGGUGAAGUGGCGAGAUUGGCAUAAAGUUGUGUACGUGUGCAUUGGCACGCUUUAAAAAUAUUUGAAAUUACGGUUUUAAAAAUAUAACUGUGGUGCGAGAAUGUCUGAUCCGAGACGCUGCGAUGUAAACAAAAAUUUGAAUCCGUGGAUAAUAUUUUUGAUUAAGUAGAUUUAAAUUUGUCUGCUAAAGCGUGCAUAUGAGUACAAAAAGAAGAUAAGAAAAAAAGUGGAUGAGAUUACAAUAAAAUAAAAAAGUAGCAAACAAAAAUAAGAAUAUAUGAACACAAAAGGAAACAAGGGAUGCAGGGAUCAAAUUUUAAUAAUAGAAAAAGAUCUGCGCCGACAACACGUAAGGACAUAAGGAACUUAUUUAUCUACAAUGACGAUGAACAACCGCAGCAACAGCAACAACAACAACUCAAUCAACAGCGAAAGAACGACGAAUAACUACAUCAACAAAAAACACAACAUUAAUAACAACAACAACAAUAGUAAGAACAACAAUAGCAAAAGUACCAGAGAAAACUAAAAGCGCCCAAAGCAACCCUGCAGUGGUAGAAGCAGUUGUUAGCAUCAGCAGCAAUAAAAAUAGCAAAAAUCGCGCCCCCAGCAGCAGCAGCAGCAACAGAAGCAACAACAACAGUAGCAACAGCAUACAAACAACUGAAAUAAUUGCCGACUUGAUGCCGUUGGAUAGUCGUCCACACACCCGCCUGCAUUAAAUCCGCUGAACAUGUCAACCUCGCGCGAGGGUACGGCAACUGUUGAUGUUGCAUGGCGGGCAGAGAGUGUGGCGACGGCUGUUGCGCCGUUGGAUGGUGACGAGACACCAGUAGAGUCCUACGACAACCUCGACGCAAUUAAUGAGGGCACCGAACUGCAGUGCCUGCUGCAGCAGCACAUUGAUACAACGACCUACGGCAAUGAAAGCGCCUACUGUCUUACCCACUUCGAUUCAAUCCUUUGUUGGCCGCGUACACCGCGUGGCACUUGGGCGGCACUGCCGUGUCUGCAUGAGUUUCAGGGCAUACAGUAUGACAGCUCGCAAAACGCGACGCGUUAUUGUUUUCCCAAUGGAACAUGGGAAAAGUACACAAAUUAUGAUUUGUGUAUGCACCUGCCCGCACCCUCGACUGUACCUGAAUUCGAACCAAUCAUCGAGUUGCCAACGAUAAUUUAUUACAUCGGUUACACAAUCAGCUUAGUUUCAUUGACGUUGGCGAUUAUUGUGUUCGCGUACUUUAAGGAAUUACGCUGUUUGCGCAAUUCAAUUCACGCCAAUUUAUUCUUUACAUAUAUAAUGUCGGCGUUGCUGUGGAUACUCACUUUGUCCGUACAAAUUUCCAUACGCACAGGCUUGGGCGGCUGCGUGGUGCUUGUGACGCUCUUUCAUUUCUUCACCCUAACUAAUUUCUUCUGGAUGCUUGUGGAAGGUCUCUAUUUGUAUAUGCUGGUGGUGAAGACAUUCUCUGGUGAUAACAUACGAUUUAAUAUUUAUGCAAUCAUCGGUUGGGGUGGACCAGCAGCUUUUGUUGUCAUUUGGGUAAUCGCCAAAGGGCUCACAACAUCAUAUGACGUGGAGAAGUUCGACAUUAGCUGCCCAUGGAUGCGUGAAUCUCAUGUAGAUUGGAUAUUUCAAGGGCCCGUGUGUGCUGUGUUGAUUAUCAAUUUGAUAUUUUUACUGAGGAUUAUGUGGGUAUUGAUAACAAAACUACGCUCUGCCAACACAGUGGAAACGCGUCAAUAUCGCAAAGCUGCCAAAGCUUUGUUGGUGCUCAUACCACUCUUCGGCAUCACCUAUCUGGUGGUUUUGGCGGGUCCCAGUGAAAGCGGGGUGAUGAGUCAUAUGUUCGCAGUGGUACGAGCGUUGCUGCUCAGCACACAAGGAUUUUCAGUGUCAUUAUUCUAUUGUUUUCUCAAUUCCGAAGUGAGAAACACAUUGCGGCAUCACAUUUCCACAUGGCGGGAUGAGCGGAAUAUUCAAUUGAAUCAAAGUAGAAGAUACACCACAAAGAGUUUCUCCAAGGACUGCUCGCCGAGAACCGAAAGCACGCGACCACUCACCGCCUACUAUGGCAAGGGCAAGCGCGAAUCGUGCGUUUCGUCGGCCACCACCACCACACUGCUGGGCCAUAAUCAGAAUCUCGGUGUGAGCGCAAACAUACCGAUGACGAUGCAACGCGGCUCUAACGGUGCUCUGCAUAUGAUGCCUACAGUGACGACGCUGAGCGUUAUGCCGCAUGCGAUUAGUCCGUUCAUGAAGCAAGGACUUGAGGAAAAUUCUGUUUAAAUAUUAACGAACUAUAUACUCGUAUAAAUAAAAAAAAUUGCUUCCUCAGUAAUAAAAAU